This is a messenger RNA of Paramecium tetraurelia, 2499 nucleotides long. RefSeq lists its product as uncharacterized. The transcript has 2 exons. NCBI's taxonomy places the organism in Eukaryota, Ciliophora, Oligohymenophorea, Peniculida, Parameciidae. The record is from RefSeq and is a predicted model, not a curated record.
AUGAUUUAAAAUUCUACAACAACACCUCCAAAUGAGGAUUCUCUGUGCAAACCUAUUAUUCAGCUCAUGUCGACUAUGAAUUAGCAAUAAAUGAGAGUGCGUAAGCCUUCUGAAGAAAGUCGAAAAAUUCAAUCUGAAACUCAAUAAAUGAAGAUUACUCAUCCAAAAUCACCUACUUUAACAUAAGUCAGUGUAUAGAUCGCAUCAGACAGAGCGUCACCGCAUAAUUAACAAGAUUUGCUUCUCAUAAACGAAGAACCCAGCAACAAGGAGGAAUCUCAAUAACUAAGCAUGAUUAAAAAGAUGAAGCAUUCAGAUCAAUUAUAUAGGAAGUCUAUUUUUAAUAAAAGCAGAAACUCUUAGUCAUCAAUGUCUCUACUUUACAGAGAGAAAGCAACACUUAUUUAGAAUCUAAUUAUUUCAAAAAAGCAAUUUAAGCUGAUAAAUGAUUUGUCAGCCUAAUACUUUGUCCCUUUAAAAGAUUAAAUAGAAAAAUUCCUUAAAAGUGAAUGUGUUCCCAAAUUGUUCCUAUUCAGUCUGUAUUUCAUUUUUCUGUUAUUCUAUUUAACAGUCCUAUUAAUCGAAAUUGGGUGCAAUUAAUUGGCUAUAUCAAAUUUGGCUAUAUUCUAGUACAUAUUGUUAAUCACUCAAGUAAUGGACUUUUCAAAUCAAGUGAUUUCUUAUAGGGGGAACAUUGGGAAUAUCAUAGUUGAUAAUUUGGGAUUAAUACCAUUUAUUUCAUAUCAAAUUGACAAUUAAUAAUCAUAGAAGUUAAUUUAUUUAUUGUAUUUGAUCAGAAUUAGGAAAAUUAAUAAUUUUAUUCAGAAUUUAAAUUUCUACUCUAAUUAAUAAGAUUACAUCUUUAUCAUCCAGACAGCCAUCUAAUUACACUUUUCUACUUGUAUGGCUUAGACCAUCAUUUUUAUGUUCGCUUUAUCCCAAUAAGACUACAUCAUCUACAUACAAAGUAUAUUUACCUUAAUAUUCAUAACUCCUUAGAUAUCGGGUCAAUACUACUUUCUUAUUUAUCUGAUUAAGAUCUUAUUGAUAAUAUUCUACUUUUACAAGUUCAAACAAAUCAUGAAUUACCAGUCACUUUCACUUGAUUAAUACUUGAAUUACUAGCCAAAUACAUAAAAGUUGAUCUAUGAAUACACCCAUUAAAUUAGAGAGAAUAUUUUCGAUAUCAAUUUGAUGCCUAGUUUUUUGUAAAGGAAGAUGAAGAGAGAGAAGUAUUUUAAGAUUUUGUCCGAAAUCCCAAUAUUUAAUGCAUCCUUCUCUACAUAGACUUUACUCAAUAUUUGUGAUCUGAUUCAAGAGCAAAUAUUAAGACCCAAUGAAAUUAUAGUGCAAAAAUAAGCAUUGUACAUUCAUCUGCAAGGAGUAAUCUAAUUGGUUUAAAAGAACGAUUCCUCUCUACAGGAGUUUAAAUUAACUAAAAUUAGAAAUCCUUAUUCAAUCUUUAACAACAUAGCCUUUUUUAAAAAUUAGAUGUAAGGAAUUCAGUUUGAGAGCAUAGGACACUCGAAAGUAGCUUGUUUAAAUUCUUAAUCAUUUCAUCAAUUAAUUAAACAGUGUCCAAAAGAAUUUUAAAAGUACAGAAUGUUGGUAGAUACCAUUGUAUUAGACAAUGAUCCAAAAUUGGCUAACAUUUUUUGUUUUGGAUGCCAUUAAGCUCAUGAUAUCACACAAUGCCCUUUUGUCAAUUAUAAGCCUAAUAAAUAUUUUAUAAUUAAUAGUGAUAAAAAUCAUAAAGUAUAAAGCAGAGUGUCAGAUUUCAAAAGAGAAGUACAGACAAAAAAGACGAAAAUACUCAUUAAAUCAGCAAAUGCUUAGGAAGAUUCAGAAUCCUUUGAGUCGGAAGAGAAGGAUAAGGUUGCACCCUUCAAUAAGAUUCUACCUUCAUCUAAUUCAUCCUUAAGUUUGAAUAACAACAAUAAUCCAAUAAAUUAACUUGAAAUAAGUUCAGUUCCUUAUGUGAGUUAUUCUCACAGUGGAUAGACACUCUAUUCUAAAAAGAUGGAUUCAGAUAACCAUUUUUCUGUUUAAGGAGUAAGCAGCAGUAACAGCAGUAGAAAAAUAAUCUAGAAUGAAGGGAAAGAAGUAGGCCAGUCUAAAUUCUAAAAAUAUGGACAGUUGGAAGAAAUGUAGGGAUCCUCCUUUUAAUUAAAUCCCUUAUAGAGGGUGCAAGAUAGCUUAUUGUAAACUAGGAUAAAAUACAAAAAGAAUAUAGCUGAUAAACAAGCAUAAUAUUAGAAAUAUCAAACAGAUGUCUAGCAGAAACAGCAAAAACGAAAUUUAAGAAAAAAUUAAACAAUGAUGAGCAAUAGUUCAGUAGUUGAUAAUCCAAAAAAAGGCAGAAUUUCAAUUGAAGGUAAUUUUAUGCAAUCAUUUGAAAAAAUUAGUCAGUUUGAUGACUAUUUUCCACAUUACAAUGUAGAUAAAUAAAUAAAUAAUUAUUAAAGAAUUUAAUCGAUUAAUAAAGAUAGUAAUUAAUGA